AUGCACGAAUGGAUGUACGUUCCCACCAAGCAAAACGUAGCCGACGAUGGAACCAAAUGGCAAGGGCUGCCAGACCUGACUUCUCAGUCUCGGUGGUUCAUUGGACCCUACUUCCUGUAUUGCUCAGAAGAGGAUUGGCCCCGAUCGCCACAGAGCAGUCAUACUGCCGAGCUAGAACUCCGUCCGAGUGUAAUGUCUCAUUUUAUUGCACCGACUUCUGUGAUUUGCGUCGACGAAUACUCAUGUUGGGAUCGGAUUGUCAAGGUCGUUGCUUUGCUCCACCGCUUUCCAAGCAACUGUAAACUGAAACUUCUGAAGAAACCAACAAUAGUCGGUCCCGUUCCAAGCCAAGAACUCAAGGUUGCUGAAUCAUAUCUCUUUCGUCAAGCUCAACAAGAAACAUUUCCGGACGAAGUAGCACAUCUCAGAAGAUUUCAGGAUACCAGUGAAUCAUCUGUAACAGCAGUUCCCAAAUCGAGUCCACUUCACCAGAAAUCUCCAUGGUUAGACCACUACGGGGUAAUGAGAAUGCGUGGCCGAAUCGCUGCUUGCGACUACGCAACCGAAGACGCAAAAUAUCCAAUAAUACUUCCCCGUGACCACCAUACCACACGAUUGAUUGUUGCACACUACCACCACAAGCUCCACCAUCAGAACCACGAAACCGUGAUCAACGAAAUUCGCCAAAAAUUUAGCAUUCCGCAACUUCGUUCGACGUAUACUAAAGUGAGAAACAACUGUCAACGCUGCAAAAAUGACCGUGCCGUUCCACGUGCACCAAUAAUGGCCGACCUACCCUUAGCACGCCUGGGUGCAUUCACUCGCCCAUUCACGCAUGUUGGUGUCGACUUCUUCGGGCCAUACGAAGUCGUCGUCGGCCGUCGAAUAGAAAAGCGCUGGGGGUUACUGGCCACUUGUCUCACGAUUCGAGCAAUCCACAUCGAGGUUGUGCACUCCCUCAGCACAAACUCAUGUAUCAUGCCCAAUGACCGCGGCACUAAUUUCGUCGGUGCGAAUCGGGUACUUGAGGAAAUAGAUAGUAUCAUUAAAGAAGAGGAGCUGAUGAAAGAGUUCGUGGACACCGAUACUAGUUGGACGUUCCUGCCGCCAGCAUCACCGCACAUGGGCGGUAGCUGGGAACGCUUAAUCGGUAGCGUAAAAAAGAACUUGAUGGCAAUUCUGCCAGCUAGGAAGCUGACGGACGAAGUUUUGCGUAACCUUCUAACAGAAAUCGAAAGUACUGUCAACUCGAGACCGUUAACACAUGUUCCUGUGGACGACGAUUCAGCCCCCGCCUUGACCCCGAACCACUUCCUGUUGGGGUCAACCAAUGGGUCCAAGCCGUUGAGAAAUGCUGAUGACAGUGGUAGUGUCCUUCGUCAGACCUGGUUGCUUUCCCAGGUCCAAGCCAACCGGUUCUGGAAACGGGGCAGAAUUAUCAACAUCCAUCUCGGAAAGGAUGGCCAACCGAGAUCAGCCACGGUGAGGACUACAUCCGGAAUCUAUGAGCGACCAACAACCAAGUUGGCCGUGUUAGAUGUACGGCGCGAAACUAAGUAA
Messenger RNA from Aedes albopictus (Asian tiger mosquito), 1560 nucleotides. RefSeq lists its product as uncharacterized. The coding region runs from base 1 to 1560 and encodes 519 amino acids. Gene Ontology annotation, biological process: DNA integration. Gene Ontology annotation, molecular function: nucleic acid binding. Lineage: Eukaryota; Metazoa; Arthropoda; Insecta; Diptera; Culicidae. The record is from RefSeq and is a predicted model, not a curated record. The transcript has 3 exons.